CCCAAACUUUUUUGUUCCAGGGACUGGUCAGCCAGUACUACCCGUUACUACAGAUUUUUGAUUAGCUAUUACUAUUAUAGAACUAUUAAACUCAGAAUAAUAUAGUCUGUUUAUGCAUGACAUUAGGCUCUGUUUAUUAUUAAACACAAUGUUAUGUGGUGGUCCCUACUCCCUUUCUCCAUAAAGGGAGAUCUUGGCCUGAAAAACAUCAACAACAAUAAAACCCCUGAUCCACUGAAUUGCCAAAAACACAUCGUGCCAUCGUAUUUUAAAAUAACUAGGGUUUACAAAUACAAACUUUAUAUAGGCAGCAGUUUAUAAUUGAACCCUUGUUGUAAUUUAAGAGGAUCAACGAUUCAAUGUCUCAUUGCAGAUAGAUGGUUGUUCUAGAUAAGAGUUAAUCAAAAACAUCAGUUCUGAGGCCAUUGUUAAACCUCAGUAGUACACAUUCCAACAUGUGGGGUCAAAUUCCACAUGAAACCUUGAUUCCCUGUGCACACUCUGCUACAGCUCAUUACACUCUGUAACCGAGCAGGAGAGCCACUAACUGAAAUCCAGUAAUACUAUCCCGUAAAAUAUGAGAAACGUGAAGGGGAAAAACAAUACUAAAAAAAGCAACAUACCAUUAUUGGUCAUAACAGAAUGUCUCUAAAAAUGGUAGCAGCAGCACAUGUAAUCCCACCUCACACUUUGACACAGCUGGCAAAACACUGGCUGGCAGAGGACACGCCCAACUUUGACCCUGCAGGAGUGUGUGUGGGCUCACAGGAGGUUGAGGCUAAGCUGCUAUGUAAGACCCCCAACAGUAUUCUGGCUGGGAGCCCCUUCUUCACUGCAGUGUUCACCGAGGUUGGCUGCACUGUGGACUGGAUUUACCAGGAGGGCACAAACAUUGGUCCAGGUGACGUGACGGUGACAGCCGUGGUCACGGGCCCAGCCAGAUGCCUUCUUCUUGGGGAGAGGCCGGCCCUUAACUGCUUAGCUCGAACCUCAGGAAUUGCUACGCGCUGCUCUCAUCUCCAGGCCAUGGCAGUAGCCAAAGGCUGGCACGGAGAAGUGGCUGGAACGCGUAAGACCACACCAGGUUUCCGUCUGCCAGAGAAGUACGCAAUGCUGGUGGGAGGCGUUUCCAUGCAUAGGCAGGACCUGAGCGGGAUGGUGAUGCUGAAGGACAAUCAUGUGUGGGCAUCAGGAAGCAUCACUGGGGCAGUGAAAGCUGCCAGGUCAGUGUGUGGCUUCAGCAGUAAGAUAGAGGUGGAGUGUCGCUCUGCAGGAGAGGCUGAAGAAGCAGCAGCUGCAGGGGCAGACAUCAUCAUGCUGGAUAACUUUAAACCUCAGGAUGUCCAGGCCACAGCUGCUUCCCUGAAGCUGGACUUUCCACAGGUUCUGAUAGAAAUCAGCGGAGGCGUCACACCAGAAAACCUUGCCUCAUUUUUCUGUCCACAUGUGGACAUCAUCUCUCUGGGCUGCAUCACACAAGGCUGUCCAAUAGUUGACUUUUCUCUCAAGGUUCAAAUACCCCCAACAGUAUAAAUAAGUGAUGUUAAAGGAACUGAAUCACCUCAGAAUUCAAAGUUAGUAUUUCUUUACUACUAGGCUGCUGGUGUUUCCAAACUUAAGAGUUUUCAGAGCCAACUGUCAGCGGCCUUUGGAGUCACAGUCUACCUCUGUAAUUCUCAAAUAACAAGCCUCCGGCCACUAGGUGGCAGCAAAUCAACCAGUGUUUUUUUACAGAUAUGAAAUGAAAUAUUAUUAUUAGGUUUAUCAUUAGGUUCUUAAUAGUCUUUCAAUUCGGAGGGGACAGGGUGAAAAAAAAUCAGUCUCCUGGUGGGGGAAAAUAAUUGAGAAUCACAGAUCUGACACAAACAAUUCUAAGGCUUUGGUUGCUUUUUUUACUUUUUUUUUUUUGCUAUUAUUAAAAUGUAUUGUUAACACGUGGCUAUUUCCGCUAUAUUAUUUCUAAUUUCCUGCUGCCAACUCUCUUUACUUACUGAUGGUGUCUGCACAGAUAGACCGUAUAUAGACGGUAAUGUAAUGGGUCCAUUUAGAUAUUGUUAAGAAUAUCCAUACUAUAUUUCUCAGCCUUUACCUAUUUUUUUUUUUUUUUUGCCAUAUUUUGCUAGUAACUAGUUGCUAACCUAUGGACCUUGCCUUACUUGUUCAACAUUCAUGUUACAUAUACAGACUUUUAUUCAUUUAUACAGUCAAUGUGACUGUUUCAGUUCUGUGUUGGUUCCAUAGUGUAGCGAUUGACACACCUUUCUCGGAAGCAGAGGGUCCUGGGUUUGAUUCCCAGAGGAACCACGAGCUUGGUGCCUGCUGGGGGCAGCCUAUUAACAGCAUAUCUGCUGCUAACACAAGAAUUUCCCAGAUAUGGGCUCAAUAUAGUUAAUUUGUGUUUUGUUUGCCAGACCAAUACAAGUCAGGGUUAACUCAUAGCUUUACCCAGGCCUAUUAUUAAUUAUUUAACGUUUGUUAUUUAUAAACUAUUCUUAUUACUUUGUAUUUUCUGGCUGUUUAUUUUUAUUUAUUAAUAUUAUAUAAUUAUUAUAAAUAAAUGAUCAAUAAAUAAUAAUAAUUUAAUUUAAUUAUUUUUUUUCCAUUUAUUUAUCCACAUCUGCCCAAAAGUUUUUGGUGUUGAAAAAAAAAAUUGAGAAUCCUUACUGAUCUUUAUGUUAUCUGACAUAUCACUGACGAAUUAAGUGUGUUUGAUAACAAUGUACUGUAUUUGUUUUGUAAAUAGUCUUUAAAAUCUGUUAAAACAGUAUAUAGGUCCAUUGUGUAAAAAAGGAUGGAAAACUGUCAGUGAAUUUGAAACCUGACUUAGUUCUGCUUAAAAACUUAAGUGAAAACUGUCUACCCAAAAAAAAAAAAAAACUAAAAAAUGCCAGCCGCUGUUUAUAACAUAGGUGGAGUAGCUGUAACUCAAGAACCACCAACAUCUCCUUUUUAAUAAAGUGAGAAGACAGGA
Molecule: messenger RNA, 2971 nt
Organism: Cynoglossus semilaevis (tongue sole)
Lineage: Eukaryota; Metazoa; Chordata; Actinopteri; Pleuronectiformes; Cynoglossidae
Product: nicotinate-nucleotide pyrophosphorylase [carboxylating]
Exons: 6
Coding region: 643-1533 (296 amino acids)
Biological process (GO): quinolinate catabolic process; NAD+ biosynthetic process
Cellular component (GO): cytoplasm
Molecular function (GO): nicotinate-nucleotide diphosphorylase (carboxylating) activity
Source: RefSeq, a predicted model, not a curated record